AUGCUAGGGAAUGUAUUCGGUGAAGUGAGUAGCUGUGAAGACCACCUUGGAAGGUUAGUGCCACAUGCUGUAGAAGAAGAAGUAUGUGAAACUGUUGCAGGUAUUUCUGAAGAAGAUAGUUUUUCACUAUGUCUUACUAAAUAUCAAAGAGGAGAUCUACAAAAAAUAAAAACUGGCAGGACUAGGAAAAAAGUUUUCAAUAGAACAAAAGCUGGUGAAUGUGAAGACGCUGAAAAACAACUGGAAGAACAUGAACAUUUAUUUGCAUUUGAAAUGGAACCAGAUGACAGUGAUCCAUUAGACUGCAAUGUACCAGAUGAGGAACCCACCGGGAAUAUUAGCGACACAGGGUCCAAGGAGGCUGUGGCAGCUUCAGCCUCUGAAUGGUCUCAGCUAACCCUCUCGGGCCUAAAUGGAAUGCAGAUGGAGAAAAUACCCUUACUACCUACUUCUUGUGACCAGAAUAAUUCGGAAAAAGACCUAACAGGCACAGAGAAAGAAUGUGCCAACUUUAUUACUUCAGAAAAUUCUUUGCCACGUAUUUCAAGUCUCCCAGAAACAGAGAAGAUAGUGAAUGAGGAAAGAGCGGUCGCUCAGAGCAGUGAAGGACAGAGUCUUGUGUCUCAUGAUGACUCCAUUCUUGCAGUAAAGCAAACAGUAUCUGGAACUUCUCCAGUAGCUUCUCCAUCUCAGGGUAUCACAAAGUCUGUUUUCAGGGUAAGAGAAUCACCUGACGAGACUUUUGGUGCAGUUUUCUCAGAUAAUGUGAAUGAUUCAAACUUUAAAGAAAAACCUGAAGCUUCUGAAGGUGGGUUGGAAAUAGAUGCUGAUUGCUCGCAGAGAGGGGGUUCCUUAUGUCCAAGUUGGGUUGAUAGUGGAAGCUGCCCAGCCACCACCAAACAUGCUUCUGUAACUUUGAAGAAUGCAGGUUUAUUAUCCACUUUGAAAAAGAAAACAAAAAAGUUUAUUUAUUCUAUAAAUGGUGAAACAUCUUAUCUGGCAGAAAAAGUACAGAAGGAUCAAGAAUCCGAACCAGCUACCUGUUCAGCCCAGUUCGAAGCACCGCUUACAUUUACAAAUACUGAUUCAGGUUUAUUGCAUUCUUCUAUCAAAAGAAAUAGUUUACAGAAUGUUACUGAAGAACCAACUUUGUCCCUAACCAGCUCCUUCAGGACAGUUCUGAGAAAAAGUUCCAAUAAUGAAAGCAGUUCUAAUAAUAAAAUAAUAUCUCAAGAUCUUGAUUACAAAGAAACAAAAAUUAAUACAGAACUGCAGUCAUCUAUAAUCACAGAAACUGACGGUCCGUCGUGCCUGCAGGAAAGUCAUCGUGAGGAUCAUCCAACAGGCCAGAGAGCUUCAGAUGUAGCAGGAAAGGUCUGGGCUGCAGCACGUCACCCUGCAGUACGACGUUCAGAAGUAGAGCACAGUGGUGUUCACUGGCAACCCCAGAGAAGCUUUUUAUAUGACCAGGAGAAUGCCAGCACUCUUACUGCAACUCCUAGCUCCAGGGAUCCUCUGUCAAACCCAGUUGUGAUUUCUAGAGAAAAAGAAUCACAUAAAAUGUCAGAGGAACUAAAACGUAAGAAUUGUGAAGCCACUUUUGAAUUAACCAAAAAUAUUCCCCUGGAAAAAAAUCAAGAAAUAUGUGUCUUAAAUGAAAAUUCGAAAAAAGCUGAGCUGUCACCACCCGAAAAAUACAUGAAAGUAGCAUCACCUUCUGUGAAGGAGCAAUUUAACCAAAAUACAAAUGUCACAGUAAUCCAAAAAGAUGAAGAAGAAACUGCUUUAACUUCUAAAAUAACUGUCAAUCCAAAUUCUGAAGAACUUUUCCCAGAGAAUGAGGAUAAUUUUGUCUUUCAAAUGACAAAUAAAAGGAAUAUGGCUGUUUUAGAAAAUACUAAGGAACUUCCUGAGGCGAGCUUCAGUUGUGUAAAAGAAGCCAUUCUCAAGAACUCUACCACGGUAGUGUAUUCAGACAUAGGUGAUGAACAAGCAGCCCAGGUACUGAUUAUAAAAGAUCGUGACUCUUCAGAUGUAGCCCAUGAUCUUACAGAGGGGGACAGAAAUAGUGAAAAGCAGCAUCUAAAAAUGACUGUAAGUCAAGAUUUAAAAUCAGACAUCUCCUUGGAGAUAGAUAUGAAAUCGAGCAGAAGUAACGAUUACACAGAAAGAUGUGCAGGGCCCUUGGAUCCAGUUUCAAAUUACAAUUUUGGAGGUGGCUUCAGAACAGCUUCUAAUAAAGACAUAAAACUCUCUGAACACAACAUUAAGAAAAGCAAAGCACUCUUCAAAGAUAUUGAAGACCAGUAUCCUAGAAGUUUAGCUUGUGUCAAAAUUGUAAAUGCCUUACCAUUAGAUAAUCAAAAGAGACUGAACAAACCUCACGCACUUGAUUCACAAACCCUGAAUACUGCAUCUGCGGACGUGCAGAGCAGUGCAUUUGUCUCUGAUAGUGGAAAUGGUCACACAGCUCCUCGGAUUUUAUCUUUAAAGCAAGAUUUUAAUUCCAACCAUAAUUUAACACCUAGUCAAAAGGCAGAAAUUACAGAGCUUUCUACUAUAUUGGAAGAAUCAGGAAGUCAGUUUGAAUUUACACAGUUCCAAAAACCAAGCUACAUAGUAAAGAAUAAUACAUUUGAAAGAUCUGAAAACCAAAUGACUAUCCUGAGUAACUCUUCUGAUGAUUGGAAAGAUGUUGAUCUUGGUGUCACAACUAAUGCCCCAGCUACUAGUCAGGUAGAUAACAGCAAGAAAUUGGAUGGUCCGGUUGGAGAUAAGCAAAAGGUUGCUUGCUUGCUGAAAAAUAACUGUAACGAAAGUGCUUCCGACUGUUUAACAUAUAAAAAUAAAGAGAAAUUUACGGGCUUUUGUUCAGCACUUGGCACAAAAAUAAACGUUUCUAGUGAAGCUCUGCAGAGCGCUCUGAAACUGUUCAGUGAUAUUGAGAACGCUUGUGAGGACACUUUUGCAGAAGUACAUCCCAGAAGAUUCUCUUCAAGUCAGUGUGCUUCUGUUGUCUCUGUGCCUGAGGUAGAAAAUUUUAACAAUGAUAAAAAUUUGAAUGAGAAACACAGUAAAUGCCCACUUAUAUUACAGAAUAAUGUUGACAUGACUGCUAGCAUGUUCGUUGAAGGGAAUACUGCAGAUUGCAAGAGAAACACUGAAAAUGAAAAAAACAAAUGUACUGGUACCAGUGGAAAUACUUGUAACUUAGGAGAAUCCAAUGGCAAUGAUUCAAGUAAAGAUGCUGUAGUUUAUAGUCAUAAAGAUGAAAAUGGCUGGCCACAUUUGAUCGAUCAGCAUAGCAUGUAUCUAAAAAUGUCUAGCCAGUUUAUAAAGGGGGGAAACAAUGAAAUUAAAGAAGGUUUGUCAGAUGUAACUUGUUUGGAAGUUGUGAAAGCUGAAGAAACAUUUCAUAUUGAUACUUCAAAUAAAGAACAGUCAUCUUCUAAUAAAAUGGGGGAAAAUGUGAAAGAUUUUGACAUAUCUGAUUUACCCUUUCAGGCUACAAGUAGGAAAAAUGUCAGAGUCGCCAAAGAAUCAUUAAAUAAAGUGGUGAAUUUAUUUGAUAAGACAUAUGCAGAAGAAUUGAGUAACUUUUCAGAUUCUUUGAACUCUGAAUUGCUUUCUGACGUAAGUAAGAACAAAAUGGACAGUUCAAGUUACGAGGAAAGAAAUAUGGUUAAAAACAAAAUACGGAAAGGAAGUAAUCCAGAUGGUACCGAAAAUAAAUUCCUGACUAUCCGCCAACCACCCAAACAUGAAACUGAGAAGACCAGAGAACCUACCAUGUUGGGUGUUUGUACAGCUAGUGGGAAAAAAGUACAAAUUACAAAGGAAUCUUUGGACAGAGUGAAAAAUCUCUUCGAUGAAAACAGGCAAGAUAAUACUAGUGAAAUCUCCAGUUUUCGCCAUCAAGGGACAAAGACUCUAAAGGAGAGAGAGGAAUGUAAAGAAAGGCUUGAAUUAGCGUGUGGGACAGUUGAGAUAACUACUGUCUUAAGGUCUGAAGAAAUGGAGAAUUCUCUAGAUAAUAAUGAGAGAAACCUUGUUUCUGAUGAGACCACAGGGCUCUUAAAUGAUAAUUUAUAUAGCCACAUUGGAAAUCUCAAAACAUCAAAUAAUAUUUCUUUGGAAGUUGAAGUACAUGAAAAUAUAGAAAAAGAAACAGCAAAAAGUCCUACGACUUGUUACACAAACCGUUCAACUUGUUUAGCCAACAAAGAUCCAGCUUUAGCAUUUUACACAGGACAUGGCAGGCAAAUUUCUGUGAGUCAGACAUCACUAUUUGAAGCAAAAAAAUGGCUUAGAGAAGGAAAAUUGGAAUAUCAACCGGGAAAAAUAAAUGCUGCCAAGGGUAUUUGUUUAAAAGAAUACCCUCAGGAUUGUGUAGGAAAUCCUUCAUAUGGAGAUAGUUCAAAUAGUAUCAUAACAGCAAACGACAAAAAUAACCUCUCUGAAAAACAAGAUUUAAGUUACUUAAGUAAUAACUGUUCAUCCAGUUCUGAUUUUUGUGAUUCAGAUGAGGUACAUAAUAAAUCAGGGUAUCUCUCAAAUAAUAAAGUGAACAAUUCUGAUAUUGAGCCAGUGGUGAAGAAUGUUAAAGAUAGAGAAAGCACCAGUGUUUCCGAAGUAACAUCUACAGUAAGAAGAGCAAACACACACCCACAAACUGUAAGUGAAGAUAUUUGUGUUCAGAAACUUGUGACUGACACUUCACCGUGCAAAAAUAAAAACGCAGCCACUGAAUUCGCUAUGUCUGGUUCAAGUAAUUUUGAGGUAGGACCACCUGUAUUCAGUACAGCAAGUGGUAAAAUCGUCUCUGUUUCACAUGAGACAAUAAAAAGAGUGAGCGAGAUGUUUGCAGACAGCUCCAGUAAGGGCGGUAAACAGAGCACUGAGAGUAAAUCAGGUACUUCUGAAACAAAAAUUGUGGCAGGUUGCUAUACAGCAUUAGAUGGUUCAGAAGAUAAUAUUUUUCCUAACUCUCAAGAUGGCGAAGAAUGCAGUAUGCAUUCCUGUAAGGCUCUUGACAUUCAAAGCGAACAAAUUUUACCACAUAACCAAAGUAUGCCUGAAUUGGAUAAAGUUUCUGAAAUACCACCUUGUCAGGUUAAUUUGAAUACUUCUGACGUAUGUAAACUUAACACAGAGAUGCUUCCCAAGUCUAUCUCCUCUACAAAUGUUUGUGGGAUUUUUAGCACAGCAAGUGGGAAAUCUGUACAGGUGUCAGAUGCUUCAUUACAAAAGACAAGACAGAUGUUUUCUGAGAUUGAAGAUAGUGCCAAGCAUCUCUUUUCCAGAGUAUCCUUUAAAAGUAAUGAACGUUCAAACAAGUUCACAAAAGAAAAAAAUACUAUGAUACACACCAAAAACAAAUUGCCAUCACCCCAAGAAGGCUUCUCAUCUAGUGUGAUAAAUUCAUCUGCCCCCUCUGGAUUUAGUACAGCAAGUGGAAAACAGGUGUUAAUUUCUGAAAGUGCCUUACACAAAGUUAAGGGAAUGUUAGAGGAAUUUGAUCUAAUCACGACUGAAUGUAAUCACUCACCAACAUCUAGACGAGAUGUAUCAAAAAUAUUUCCUUGCGUUGAUAAGAGAAUCCCAAAACACUGUGUAAACUCCAAAAUGGAGAAAACCUACAAUAAAGAAUUUCAGUUGUCAGAUAACCAUAAUGAAAGUGGUUCUUCAGAAAACUGUCAGUCUAUUAAAGUUUCUCCGCAUCUCUCUCAGCGUAAGCAAGGUAAACAGCAGCUGGCAUCAGGAACCGAAGCGUCACUAGUUGAGAACGUUUAUCUUUUGGGAAAAGAACAAACUUUGCCUAGAAAUAUAAAAAUGAAAAUUGGUAAUAUCAAAACUUUUUCUAAUCUUCCUGUGAAAACAAAUGUAGAAGUUCGUUCUACUUACUCCAAAGAUCCAGAAAACUGUUUUGAAACAGAAGCAGUAGAGAUUGCCAGAGCUUUCAUGGAAGACGACGAGAUGACAGAUUCUGAACUGCCAAGUCGUGCCAGACAUUCUCAGUUUACCUGCCCCAAAAAUGAGGAAACGGCUAUGUUAAAUUCAAGAAUUGGAAAAAGAAGAAAUGCACUUCUCUCAGCUGGUAAGUUUCUGCUUUUUCCUUUUGGUUUGCAAAUCAGUAAAAACUAAAGACCUUAAUAGUCCUGGUAUGCUAUCUUGUAGUUAUAGGAAAAAAGACCUAGCGAUCUACUUUCGAAAAUCAGCCAGUGAAAACCCUAUGGAUCACAACAGAAUAUUGUCCAUUAGAGUGCUGGCAGAUG
Molecule: messenger RNA, 6275 nt
Organism: Trichechus manatus latirostris (Florida manatee)
Lineage: Eukaryota; Metazoa; Chordata; Mammalia; Sirenia; Trichechidae
Product: breast cancer type 2 susceptibility protein
Exons: 2
Coding region: 1-6144 (2047 amino acids)
Biological process (GO): double-strand break repair via homologous recombination; regulation of DNA-templated transcription
Cellular component (GO): nucleus
Source: RefSeq, a predicted model, not a curated record